CAUCAUCAGUGUCAUGUGAUUGUUGACACGAACAAAUAGAGAACUUCCCGGGAAAGCGGCUUGUCCAAAUGGCGAACACUUGUUUUCUUACUUUAUUUUCCGUUCUGUUGUCUGCCGUGUUGGCCGGACAGCAUUUCACGGAGAAAAAUCCCUGUUAUGUCCCCAGGCCAAGAAAAAACGGCUUCGGGUUGAGGACCUCGCCUCGUCCUCACGAGUAUUUGAAGAUUUCUGAACUGCCCAAGUCGUGGGACUGGAGGAACAUUGGCGGUAUCAACUUUGUCAGCACCACUCGCAAUCAGCACAUUCCUCAGUACUGCGGCUCAUGCUGGGCUCAUGGCAGCACCAGUGCAAUGGCAGAUCGCAUCAAUAUUCAGCGGAAGGGGGCGUGGCCGUCCGCCUACCUCUCAGUGCAGCAUGUGCUCGACUGCGGAGAAUCCGGUACUUGCCACGGUGGCGAUCACAGCGGUGUGUGGGAGUACGCCAACCUCCACGGCAUCCCAGACGAGACAUGCAAUAACUACCAGGCCAAAGACCAGGAAUGCAAACCCUUCAACCAGUGUGGCACCUGCACCACCUUCAACGUAUGCAAUGUUGUACGCAACUACACUCUGUGGAAGGUGGGCGAUUACGGAGCGGUCAGCGGGAGGGAGAAGAUGAUGGCAGAGAUCUACGCCAGAGGGCCAAUCAGCUGUGGUAUCAUGGCGACAGACAAACUAGACAAAUACAACGGCGGACUCUACUCAGAGUACGUUGAGGAGCCUUUCGUGAACCACAUCGUGUCAGUGGUGGGAUGGGGAGUGGAGAACGGUGUCGAGUACUGGAUUGUGCGGAACUCCUGGGGAGAGCCGUGGGGUGAGAAAGGUUGGCUCAGGAUUGUCACCAGUGCCUACAAGGAAGGAAGUGGAAGUUCCUACAACCUGGCAAUAGAGAAGGACUGUGUCUAUGGAGACCUUAUAGUUCCUGAAGACUACCUAGUCUAGCAUACAGCAGGACUGUCAGGAUUAACUUUUAAUCAUAACCAAAAAGGGAACGUGUAAUACUUUUGCUGGCUAGAAGUGUAUUUUAAAUUUGAUUGCCAAAUGGUUGGCAUUUUAAUUGUCAGAGAGAUGCAGACUGUUUAGUCUUAAAAAAAAGUCACUUGAUCGUGGAUGAGAUUUGACAACGAUCACGUAGCAAAUUUCCCACACAACAAAAGUCCAGACAGACUUGAAAAUCACAAAAGACUUGUUUUUAUCUUAAAAUAAAAAUAAGCAACAUAUCUUAAAAUGAAUGGUGAACCACUGUCAUGUUGCUCUGCUCUGAGUUCCGCUGAAGUGAUUAAAGCGUGCCUUCAUAGUACAAAA
Molecule: messenger RNA, 1343 nt
Organism: Syngnathus typhle (broad-nosed pipefish)
Lineage: Eukaryota; Metazoa; Chordata; Actinopteri; Syngnathiformes; Syngnathidae
Gene: ctsz
Product: cathepsin Z
Exons: 6
Coding region: 69-980 (303 amino acids)
Cellular component (GO): lysosome
Molecular function (GO): cysteine-type endopeptidase activity
Source: RefSeq, a predicted model, not a curated record